Messenger RNA from Neurospora tetraspora, 522 nucleotides. RefSeq lists its product as uncharacterized. The record is from RefSeq and is a predicted model, not a curated record. Gene Ontology annotation, cellular component: Vps55/Vps68 complex; fungal-type vacuole membrane. The transcript is spliced from 3 exons. NCBI's taxonomy places the organism in Eukaryota, Fungi, Ascomycota, Sordariomycetes, Sordariales, Sordariaceae. The coding region runs from base 1 to 522 and encodes 173 amino acids. Gene Ontology annotation, biological process: protein targeting to vacuole; late endosome to vacuole transport via multivesicular body sorting pathway.
AUGACGAUGUCGGAAGAACGCCUCUUCAGAUUCUCCAAGCCUGAAUGGCUUAACAGCGCGUGGGCGAGGAACGCGGGGGUUUAUGCUGCUGGUGCUUUUUUCUCCCUAGCCUUCUACACCCUCCUCGACUCCGCCGUCUGGUCCCACUCCCCCCUCAACGCCUCAGACGUGCACAUCCGCUUCGUCGACUGGCUGCCCUUCAUCUUUUCCACCUUGGGGAUGUUGAUCAUCAACAGCGUCGAAAAGGCGCGGCUUUCGCAAGAUAGCUUUUCCUAUAGCGGAUCCGGCGUGGCCUGGAAGGCGAGGGUGGUGCUGUUCUUGGGAUUCGCGUCCCUGGCUGGUGGCAUGGCGGGUGGGGUUACCGUGUUUGUGCUCAAGUAUGUGGUGAAGGAUGUCGGGUUUCCGGCGUUGAGGAUGGGGGUGGAGAAUUUGGUUGCUAAUGGGUUGGUUGGGUUGAGCGCCGUCGUCCUCUGGAUCUCCCAAAACAUGGAAGACGAAUACUCUUACAACCUCGCCCUGUAA